GCACCACAACAGACGGCUGCUGGCGCGUAUGGCUUGUCUGGCAUAGCCACACCCCGGCUAUUUGGCUAACGACUCCGACUGCCAUGACUAGCGGUCAGCAGUUUCUCACUGUGGCCUCUGCAAACCGUCGGGAAUCGGAGAUUUGCACUUCAGCCCAUUCAAGGUCCUCCAACACAAUACACUGAUGUACUGUGAUAAGAGGUGUUCACAACAUGACUUACAAGUUUGUAAUCAACCUCAGGCAAUAGGAACGUGUUAAUUGCAAUAGCUUGCUUUUGCUGCGUUCUUCUAACGGGCACACCUAUGCAGCAUGACAGGAUUUCUACAAGCUAUUAUUCAUUGUACUUGCAUUUGGUCAUUCCUGUCUUGUCUCCUCUCUUUUUAUACCAUCUCUAUAUUAACCAUUGCCCAGUUCGAAGAAUUUUUUAAUUUACUUGUCAUCCCUUGUGCUACCACUUUUUGUCACCUUUCUUUUCACCAUUCCUAUGUCAGAUCGAAUGAUUAAUGUGGUGUUAAAUAGUCACUAGUUGUUUGACUGUGAUAUGAAUUUGGCAACUGGCAACUAUAGCUACAUGUAACUGCCAUUUUUGUAUCUGCGGUUUGUACUUUAGGCAUCCUGGUUAUAGUUUGUUUGAAUGGAGAAAGUUGUGUGACAGUCUACCUCACAGUGCAUCCCAACCCUUGCAUAUAAGUUUGGCUGAAUUAUCGUUGCACAACACCGAUGGAGACUGCUGGACAGCCAUAAGAGGUAAAGUGUACAAUGUGACAAGAUUCCUGAAGUACCACCCAGGUCGAAAGGCUCAGCUUAUGAGAGGUGCAGGUGUUGACUCAACAAAGAUUUAUGACAAGGUCCACUCCUGGGUUAAUGAGGAGGCCAUUCUCCAAAAAUUUUUCUGUGGAUAUCUGACACCCGGAGAAGGACCAGUAUUCAACAAAUUCCGAGUGAGUUCUGUUGAAAGUAUUACCCACAACACCAGAUUAUUUGCUCUGGAGCCACCACCUGGUAUGAAGUUCCACGUUCCUGUUGGUCAGUUUGUUAGGCUAAAAGCAUCAAUCAAAGGUGAAACAGUAGUGAGAGAAUAUACACCUGCAGUAAGUAUUGUGGAUUCUAACAAGGAACACCUUAAGCUUAUGAUAAAGAUCUACCCUGAAGGAAAAAUGACUCAAUAUCUCUCUACAAUUCAAACUGGAGAUCCACUACUCAUCAGUGAGCCAGCUGGUUCCUUUUGUACUGAUUUGGUGAACUCAACUAAAGAACUGGUUCUCAUUGCUGCAGGAACAGGUUUGACACCUAUGACCUCCAUUCUUAACAUCAGAUAUCACCAAAAGAAAGAACUUCAGUCCACACUGCUCUUGUUUGCUAAUAAAUCUGAAGAGGAUAUUUUGUGGAGGGAUAAGCUAGAACAAGUCUGUCGUUUAUCACCCCAAUUUGGAGUUGUACACAUUUUAUCAUCACCAUCUUCAAGCUGGAAAGGUGUAACUGGAAAAAUAUCCCUCUCACUACUUGCUACGCAUCUACCCCAGCCAUUGAUGACACAAGAAUCUGUGUCAGUGGACCACUACUCUUUUCUAGAACUAUGUGGGAGUAAG
Geodia barretti is the source of this 1590-nucleotide messenger RNA. Lineage: Eukaryota; Metazoa; Porifera; Demospongiae; Tetractinellida; Geodiidae. The record is from the annotation of a GenBank genome assembly.